Molecule: messenger RNA, 2203 nt
Organism: Oenanthe melanoleuca
Lineage: Eukaryota; Metazoa; Chordata; Aves; Passeriformes; Muscicapidae
Product: zinc finger protein ZFP2-like
Exons: 3
Coding region: 617-1474 (285 amino acids)
Biological process (GO): regulation of transcription by RNA polymerase II
Cellular component (GO): nucleus
Molecular function (GO): RNA polymerase II cis-regulatory region sequence-specific DNA binding; DNA-binding transcription activator activity, RNA polymerase II-specific
Source: RefSeq, a predicted model, not a curated record
CAGCAGCUGCUUCAUUUGGGCAACACUCACCUGCAGGAAAUGCCACCUGCCACUCUCCAAAAGAACUCAGGUCACGCAGCAAGGGAAGCCUCAGAACCUGUCCUGCUCACUUCUCCCUACAAAGAGGCAUGGCAAGAGGAAAUCUACAGCUGCUGGGUAAGAGGAAGUAGAGGGAGGGAGGAAAAGGAGGAGCGGCAGCAGAAUCAGGAGGAGAGGAAGAGGGAAGGAGCGAAUUAACAGCACGAGACCCCGGGGCUCCCUGAACUCGCAGCGCCCCCGGGACCAUCGCCCCCCAUCCUGCAGGAUUUCUCAUUCCCAAGCCUUUGCCCAGUGGAGGAGGAGGAGGCUGUGAGGAAGAGGAAGAUGGCCCAGGAGCCCCAGGCAGACAAGGAGCUGAGCACGGAGACCAGGGAGGACAAAUCCCUGCGGCAGAACCUCGUGGAUGAGGCUGACUGGAGCAGCUCCAUGGUGCAGGAAGCUAACGGGGAGGCAAAGCUCCGCAGAUCCUGCAUGAGGAGGGACUGCAAACGCAGGUCGCCGGGUUCUGAGGAGGAAAGACCCAGCCUGGGCUGGGCAGGUGGCUGGAGAUUGAGCCAGAGCUCGGACGUGGUGGUCCAUGGGCAGCUUCAUGAUAGGGAGAAGCCCCACAAGUGCUCAGUGUGGGAUGAAUUUCAGAAGGAGGUACAGCCUGACCUGCCACCAGAGGAUCCACACUGGGGAGCAACCCUAUGAGUGUGGAGAGUGUGGGAAGAGAUUUAGAGUCAGCUCCCACCUUAUCCAGCACCAGAUGAUCCACACUGGGGAGAGGCCCUACGAGUGUUCUGAGUGUGGGAAGAAGUUUCAGCUCAGCUCCACUCUCCUCGUGCACCAGCGCACGCACACAGAUGAGAAGCCCUUCCGCUGCCCCGACUGCGGGAAGGGCUUCAGGCAAAACUCCAACCUCAUCAUCCACCGGCGCAUCCACACCAGGGAAAAGCCCUACGAGUGUGUGGAGUGUGGGAUGAGCUUCAGCCAGAGCUCCAGCCUGACCCACCACCAGAGGAUCCACACUGGGGAGAAGCCCUACAAGUGUGAGGAGUGUGGGAAGAGCUUCAGAGUGUGCUCUGCACUGAUCUACCACCAGUACAUCCACACUGGGGAAAGGCCAUACAACUGUGGGGAUUGUGGGAAGAGCUUCAGACAGCGUUCCAACCUAAUCCUCCACCAAAGGAUCAACACUGGAGAGAGGCCCUACAAGUGUUCUGAGUGUGGGAAGAGGUUUCGCAUCAGCUCUGAUCUCCUCCAGCACUACCAGACACACACGGAGGAGAGGCCUUUCCACUGCUCUGACUGCAGGAAGGGCUUCAGGCAAAUCUCCCACCUCAUCAGCCUCCAGCGCAUCCACACUGGAGAGAGGCCCUACAAGUGUGGGGAGUGUGGGAAGAGCUUCUCCCAGAGCUCAACCUUGACCAAACACCAACAGAGGCACCGGUAGGGGAAGCCCUGCGAGGGCAGGAAGAGCUUCAUGCACUGCUCCAACUCUAUCCCCUACUGCAGGACCCACAUUGGGCAGAGCCCUGGGGACCCCCAUUCCCUGGGAUCCAUGUUGGGAAGACACCUGGCUGGUUAUCCUUUUGUUUGGACCUUAAUUUUUGUCUUUUCUCCAUCUCUUUUUGCACCAAAGCCAAGAAGGAUCGAUCUGUCACCUCAAAACCACUCAAAUACCACUGAAAUGCUGUUAAUUGCUGUAGAUCUGUUGGUAGAUAAAGUUAGCAUCGAGAGAUAAAAGAAACAAUGGGAGGCAUUCCACUGAUUGAUGAAUGGGAAAAGAGAUUUGCCUUUAGAAACUGUAGGUUUGCUGGUAAAUGAAAUUGGGUAUUGGAAGAUGAAAGAAGCAAUGGGGUGGGGCGGGGGAAACUAUGAAUUCUAUAAGAAUUAAAAAUUAAAAGGGAGGGUUAUACAUUAGAGGGGAGUCUCAGGUAUCAGGCGUUCCAGGAAGUCUGUGCCUCUCAAGUACCUCAGCCCAUGGGGAAAGAGAGAAAAGCAGUCGGGAAAUUGGGUUAAAAAGGAGGCUGCAUCUUCCAAAAAUUGGAGAGAUCACAGGGGAAUGCCCCAUGACCUCUCCCUUUAUUUGAAUAAAGCAAAAAGGAGUCCUCUGUCUCCUUUUUGGGCAUAAACCUCUGGUGUUUGUGGAUUAAUUUUCCUUACACACCCACUAACUAUG